Messenger RNA from Orussus abietinus, 2632 nucleotides. Its product is annotated as uridine-cytidine kinase-like 1. Bases 596 to 2260 code for a protein of 554 amino acids. Gene Ontology annotation, molecular function: kinase activity; ATP binding. The transcript has 11 exons. The record is from RefSeq and is a predicted model, not a curated record. Gene Ontology annotation, cellular component: cytoplasm. NCBI's taxonomy places the organism in Eukaryota, Metazoa, Arthropoda, Insecta, Hymenoptera, Orussidae.
GCGGUCAACAUCGGAACGAUCCCACAUUCGAUCUCUGGAAUAUACUCAAAAUUCGUUCCUUUUUGCUCUGUAAUCAGUUCAAUUCAUGCUGGACUUGUUGGUUACUAUAUAUUUCAGUGCUGCCAAUACAAAGCAGGUCGUCAAGGAAAAACAGCGGAGAAAGGCCUUGAAGCCGUUGGCGCGUAAUUUCAAAUGACGAUUGAAACAAUUGACGUUCGAAAAAACAAUUGACUAUCCGGAAUGUUUCCCUCCCCCAUAGGAUUUUCUAGAAUCACUCGUUCACAUUCGUUAGACCGGUAGAUGAGGAAGUUCGUCUGUAGGGAUAGAUUUAUUGGAGAGAAUAACAAUGGAGAAGUGUUGGGAAAUCCGUAGCGUGGACAUUUUCUACAAGUUCCAAGUUUUUUUAAUUGCUUUUGUAGCGGUUGGUACCUGUGCGAAAUACCGCGAAUUCCGGAACACUCAAGGAAGACUCCAAUGAUCUGUCGCGUGGUUUUAUCGCUGUGCUAUAUAGCGUGCACCUCGUGAAGGUCCUUUGUCGAGCCGGUUCGGGGACCAACGUGAAUUGUAACAAAAAUCUGGUGAAUAAUAAGACAUAAUGGCAGCCACAGUGCAGCCUUUCGAUCCGCCGAGCUCUGCAAGCUCCGAUGGCGACGGAGAUACGUGUUUAGAAGAUCGAGAAGUAUUUUUCAUUGAUGAACAGGCAGAUGACAUUAAUUCAUACCGUCGUGUCGAUGGAACACCUACGCCACAUUCACCUAGGCCUCCAUCUGCUGGGUCCCAAAAAUCUCCUAGAUCGCGCAGACAGCGCACCACCAGUAUGUCGCAGUCUAGUAAGAAAACCUCGGCUGAAUCUAUAUUACGAAGUAACAUGAGAACAAUUUAUACUGCGGGUAGGCCACCCUGGUAUAAUUCCGCUGGCCAACAAGUGGAACCAUUUGUUAUUGGAAUUUGUGGUGGCAGCGCUUCUGGAAAAACAACUGUUGCCACAAAAAUUAUAGAAUCUCUCGAUGUACCUUGGGUAACGCUCCUUAGUAUGGAUUCCUUUUACAAGGUACUUAAUGAAAAGCAGCAUGAAAUGGCAGCUCACAAUGAAUACAACUUUGAUCAUCCCGAUGCUUUUGAUUUUGAGCUGCUUAAAAGUACAUUACAACGCUUAAAGGAAGGGAAGAAGGUGGAAGUGCCAAUUUAUAAUUUCGUAACCCACAGUAGGGAAAACCGUACCAAAACCAUGUACGGAGCUAAUGUCAUUAUAUUCGAGGGUAUUUUCACGUUCUAUAAUUCAGAUGUUCUGAAGAUGUGUGACAUGAAAGUGUUUGUCGAUACCGAUGCGGAUGUCAGGCUGGCACGACGUCUUCGAAGGGACAUAUCGCAGAGGGGUAGAGACUUGGAAGGAGUUCUGAAGCAGUAUAGCACAAUGGUCAAGCCAGCAUUCUUCUAUUACAUAGCUCCUCUCAUGGUGCACGCAGACAUCAUCGUGCCAAGAGGCAGUGAAAAUGAGGUUGCAAUAGAAUUGAUAGUGCAGCAUGUUCACACCCAACUUCAGCUGCGAGGAUUUAAAUUAAGGGAAAAGCUUGCUCAUCUGUACAUUGGCCAACCUCGACCCUCAUCUUUGUACUUACUUUCCAAUACUCCUCAAAUUCAGGGAUUGCAUACGAUAAUACGAAACAAAAAUACACCUAGGGAUGAAUUUAUUUUUUAUUCCAAUCGUUUAAUAAGAUUGGUCAUCGAAUAUGUAUUAUCAAUGUUACCUUUCAAGGAAAUUACAGUAGAGACGCCGCAAGGAGUAUUAUACCAAGGCAAACGAAGUGCCACCAAUAACAUUUGCGGAGUUUCAAUUCUUCGUGCUGGCGAGACUAUGGAACAAGCUGUGUGCGAUGUCUGCAAAGACAUUAGCAUUGGCAAAAUACUUAUCCAGACAAAUUUACAGACUGGCGAACCAGAGUUGUAUUAUUUAAGACUGCCAAAGGAUAUAAAGGACUAUAGGGUGAUAUUGAUGGAUGCUACGGUUGCAACGGGAGCAGCAGCAAUGAUGGCCAUCAGGGUGCUCCUCGAUCAUGAAGUUCCCGAAGAAAAUAUCUUGCUAGUGUCUCUUCUCAUGGCGGAAUCAGGUGUACAUUCGAUUGCAUACGCGUUCCCAGGGGUUAAGAUUGUCACCACUGCGUUAGAUCCCGAAAUUAACGACAAAUUCUACGUAUUACCUGGUAUUGGAAAUUUUGGGGACCGAUACUUUGGUACGGAGCCAUCGCCUGGUGACAAGUAACCAACCUCUGACAUGGGCACGUUAUUUAAAGCAGCAAGAGAUGCUGCGAAACUUACAUCGUACAGAGCGUUACUGUAAAUUUAUACACGACUGCAUAAUAACGCGAGCAGACAGCCUUCUAGAGAUCGCCGCGUGUUUUGUCUGCAUGCCCGUAAACACGCCGUAAUCUUUUUAUAACGUUUCAGUGAUAUUGUAUGGUACGACUGCAAUGCUGCAGUCGUACUCGACGCCUUGUACAGACCAUGCAGUGAGAUAGUAAUAUUGUAUGGAAUUGCCGACCAGUGCAAGUAUUCUAACUGUGAAACAUAACGCGUAUACGUGUACGCGCGAUCGGUAUAUUAUUAUUUACCAAUAAAACAUCUGUUGUAGGAA